Messenger RNA from Anoplophora glabripennis (Asian longhorned beetle), 2532 nucleotides. RefSeq names its product putative nuclease HARBI1. Bases 432 to 1271 code for a protein of 279 amino acids. The transcript is spliced from 4 exons. Lineage: Eukaryota; Metazoa; Arthropoda; Insecta; Coleoptera; Cerambycidae. The record is from RefSeq and is a predicted model, not a curated record.
UGACAUAAAAAUUUUUUCUAGAGCAAUCUCAGGUUGCUCUUUUGUGCUCCUUAUAUUUUGCAGGAGCAGCUACUAGGAGCACUAUAGAAGUGGGGGGAAUAUAAACAUAACCUAUAUUUUUUUAAUUUAAAAGUUUAUACUUUAAGGUUAAGUUUUUAUCACAAAUUAUGUUUUGAUCACUUUAGUUAAAUAAAAAAAAAACAUGAGUAAUAAUGAAGCAAUAUUAGAUAUCUUGUUAUCAAGUUCAAGUGAUAGCGAUGAUGAAAUUGAUAAUUUUAUUCAACAUUAUUGGCAUGAUACUAAAGACAAUUCAAUACCAAAAUUAACAAACUUUGUGGAAGACGUUUUAGAACAAUAUAGUGACAUUGAUUUCAAAAAAAAUCUCAACUAGAAAUACGUUUAAUCUUCUUGUAAGCAAAUUUGAAAAUUCGAUGCUCUAUAUGCAACUUAACAGUCAUGGUGGAACAGCAUUGAAAUCAGCGAAGGUUCAUAUUGCAGCUUUCUUAUGGUUUGCAGGCAAUAAAACAGUACUGAGAGUAGUUGCAUUAUUAUUUAAUACCAGUGUGUCAACUAUGUUUAGUAUAAUUAAUAGAAUAACAAAAUUCCUAUUAAAUUUAGGCCCACAAAUUAUAUUUUUUCCUGAAAGUGACCAUGAUAAAGAAGCUAUAAGUAAUAAAUUCUUUCAAAUUUCUGGUUUUCCAAAUGUUCUUGGGUGUAUUGAUGGGACAUACAUACAUUUAAAAACACCAGCUCACAAAGUUAAAUCAACAUACGUUAAUCGACAUGAUGUUACUGCUUUAACUUUACAAGGUAUUUGUGACAGUGAACGGAAAUUCUUGGAUGUAUUUACUGGAGUAUCAGGAAAAAUACAUGACGCUCGAGUAUAUGAGAUGUCAUUUAUAAAAAAUAAAAUUAACAAUUUGGAAGAAAAACAUCAUAUUCUGGGUGAUGCAGCAUACCCUAUAUCUCCCAACUUACUGACACCUUAUAGAAAUUAUGGUCAACUAAAUCCAGUUAACCAGGAAUUUAAUAAACGAUUUAGUCAAACUAGAGUUAAAAUAGAAAAUGCGUUUGGUCUUCUUAAAGUACGUUUUCGUCAGUUAAUGGAAUUGGACUUCAGGAAGGUAGAGAAAGCAUCGGAAUUUAUUAUUGCAUGUUGUAUAUUGCACAAUUUAUGUAUUGAACAUGAAGACUUUUUGGAAGAUGUUAUGGAAGACCAUGUAGAAAGAGAUUAUAAUCCCCCAGUUUAUGAAAGAGAGACAGAUUAUUGAAAAGAUUAGGGGAAAUGAAAAGAGAUCAACUGGCACAUGGUCUUUUUUAUGUCAAUUGAUUUUUUUUUACCUUUUUUGGUUAGCUACAGGUUGAUCAAUUUUAUCUUAGCGGCAAUAUCUAGAUGCGUAAUGGAACCAAUGUUCGAGGUGGAGCUCGUUCUCUCGCUGAACUUUGUGUCUUUGUGUAGUGCACACUCUGUACAGUCUAAGAAAAAAUGUUUCAAUUAUGACAUUUCAAUCACCUGUUAAACGUAAAGUAUUAAGUGCACAAGGUUGUGAAAUUGCAAAUUCUAUAAUACUACUAGUCAAAAGUAAAAUUACCACACGGAAUGCACACAAGUUAUUGUUACAGUCUCUAUUUUAUCUGUCGGUAGGCUAAGUUAAGUUUGGUCAAUCUAUUAGAUUUAGGUUUGUAUAUAUUAAAUUAGUAUGUAAUAGAUGACCUUUCUUAAGAGAUUAAUCAACAUCUGUUAAUUAAACAUAAAUAUAUUUUUAAAUAAAUCAAAUUGAAACUUAAAACAUUAUUUUCAAUAAAUAACACCAAGUACAACAAAAAAGGCAUUACUUCCUCAAAGUGUAGAUAGGCCUAAACAGUUAUUUGUCGCAGUUACAAGUUUUUUGUUUUUUUAUCAGUUUUUCUAACAUCUCCAUUUUUUCGCGAUGUCUUCUUUCUCUGGCAGCUUCUUUCUCAUGAUGUAUGUUAAUUAGAGUCUCUGUGAUUUUAUCACUUUUUCUUUUAGAUCCGCUUUCAACAGCUUUAGAUUUUUCCAUCGUUUCUUUUUUAAAUGUUGAGAUCUCAUUCCGUGAUAACGGUUCUUUUGUAUUUACAACCUUAUGUGUGACAUCUACCAAUAUUUCUGGUUCUAUACUAUCGUCGAUGCUUUUUAUUUUAUUAAAUUCAUCUUCAUAAGGAAUAUUAAUAGGAUUAUUCCCAGACUGUCUGUUGUUUGUUUCGAAACAAUUCUUUCGCCUUUUAAUCGUUUUGAAUCUAGUUUCACAUUGUAAAGCUGUUCGAAUCAGUUUUAAUUUAUUUUGAAUGUCUUCUGAUAUUUGUUCCCACAUUUUUUUCUUCGAUUUAAAUUUCUUCAUAGGACCCACUUGAGGUAGAUAUUCAUAAUUCAAAUCUAAUAAUAGUUUGGUUUCGUCUCCCCAUUCAAUUUUGCAAAUCUCUUUUGAUACUCCGUCCUCAGAUGUUUCAGCUACAUUGAAAUGACCAAUUUCUUCUGGUUCAAUUACUCCAAACAUUUCUCUGUUUUCUAUU